Zophobas morio is the source of this 739-nucleotide messenger RNA. RefSeq names its product UMP-CMP kinase-like. Gene Ontology annotation, molecular function: ATP binding; UMP kinase activity. The annotation marks the transcript as partial. Gene Ontology annotation, cellular component: nucleus; cytoplasm. The transcript has 8 exons. The record is from RefSeq and is a predicted model, not a curated record. NCBI's taxonomy places the organism in Eukaryota, Metazoa, Arthropoda, Insecta, Coleoptera, Tenebrionidae. Gene Ontology annotation, biological process: CDP biosynthetic process; UDP biosynthetic process; 'de novo' pyrimidine nucleobase biosynthetic process.
AAAAAGAAAGUCAAAAGAUAAAUUAAUGCUUACAACUAUAACUUAUUAAAGAAGUUGUGGAUUACUUUGGGGGAACAGCAGGCGAUGGUUCCAUGGUGAAGGGGCAGCUAAUUAAUUUUAUGAGCAACUGGACUUUUCAAAAUAAACAAUAGCUGUUCUAUCUAUAAUAUUGUAAUUGAAGUAAUUCCUCCUUGCGUAAUACCACUUUUUAAUUAAUAUUAUAUAUUGCUAUCGUAUGAAAAACUUCGUUCACGGUGUUCAAAGAUUCAUGUAUAACGUUGUUUUUGUUUUAGGUGCGCCUGGUGCAGGAAAAGGUACACAGUGCCAAAAAAUAGCGGAUGAAUUUAAUUAUGUCCAUCUCUCCGCUGGUGAUCUCCUUAGAAAGGAAAGAAAUUCUGGAUCUAAAAAUGGUGAACUCAUAGAAUCUUAUAUAAAAGAAGGGAAGAUUGUUCCGGUGGACAUAACAAUUAAACUUAUUAGAGAGGCCAUGGGGAAAAGUGGUAAUAAAAACUUCUUAAUUGACGGCUUUCCAAGAAACAACGAUAACUUGAGAGGAUGGACUGAAUUAAUGAGUAAAGAGGCACAAAUUGAGUUUAUUUUGUUUUUUGAAUGUCCCGUGCAGGAAUGUCUAUCACGUGCGCUUUUGCGCGGGCAAACCAGCGGCCGCUCCGACGACAAUGAAGAGUCCUUUUCAAAAAGAGUUCAAACUUAUCUUGACUCCACCCGCCCUAUUAUUAAG